Messenger RNA from Drepanopeziza brunnea f. sp. 'multigermtubi' MB_m1, 1632 nucleotides. RefSeq lists its product as uncharacterized. Lineage: Eukaryota; Fungi; Ascomycota; Leotiomycetes; Helotiales; Drepanopezizaceae. The record is from RefSeq and is a predicted model, not a curated record.
AUGGACCUGGAUCCUUCCAUGUCAAAAAUCGACGACGACGAGCAAGAAUAUCAGUGGUACGCCCCGUUCUCGGAGCCAGAUCCAGAAAUCGACCCCGCAACGCAGGCGCUGCUGGCUAUGAAUGAUGGGCUCCCGAAUUAUCAAGACUUUGUAAGCUUCCCCCCACCUGGACAGACGAGCAACCCAGCGUUUCUGCAACAACUACUACCAGAGGGGCCUUACUCACAACACGCGGCAGGUCCACCUGGUGAUACGAUGAUGACUGCGGGAUGGGCGCCGAUGCAGGCGCACACUCAGGACGAUGGUCUUCUGGGGAUGGUUGGACCUUGGAUGGCAGGACCCGGACCUGAGAUGCAAGGAUUCCAGGGUUGGGAACUACCGCCGGCAGGUCUAGAUGUGAUGGCUGCGGCGUGGGCGUCGAUGCAGCAGCAAACGCAGGAGGAUGGUUUUCUGGGGAUGAGUGAGCCCUGGAUGGAAGAACCAGGACUUGAGAUUCGGGGAUUUCAGGGUAUGCAGGAUAACAGUCUUCUGGGGAUGAAUGAGCCCUGGAUGGGAGAGCCCGGACUUGAGAUUCAAGGAUUUCAAGGUAUGCAGCAAACCCAAGAUAACAGUCUUCUAGGGAUGAAUGAGCCGAUGGAAGAACCCGGACUUGAGAUUCAGGGAUUUCAAGGUAUGCAGCAAAUCCAGGAUAACAGUCUUCUGGGGGUGAAUAGGCCCUGGAUGGAAGAACCUGGACUUGAGAUUCAAGGAUUUCAAGGUAUGCAGCAAAUCCAGGAUAAUGAGCUCUGGAUGGAACCCGGACGUGAGAUUCAAGGAUUUCAUAGUUGGGAACCAUCGUCGGCAGGUCCACCGGAUAUGAUGACUGCGGCAUGGGCGCCAGUGCAGCAAACCAAGGAUGGUAGUCUGAGGAUGAAUGAGCCCUGGAUGGAACCCCGACCUGAGACUCUAGGAUUUCUUGAUUGGGACCCAUCGCAACAGCAAGAAGAUGCUCGUCUUCAGAUGACAAACAGACCUCAGGUGUCUCCUCGACAGCGAAAUAUGUGGCCAGAGGAUACCAUGGAGGUGGGGAACGUAUCGCCGUAUCCAGAAGAGCUGGCUCUCGACGACGAAGAAGAAGAACCUCCGGAGGGCAUUGGAUUGGGCAUAGAAAUGGGCUUGGGCAUGGACCUGCCCUACCCUCGAGGAAGCCAGGCCCAAGAAGCACCACGACCACAGCAAGAGCCCGGCGAGCCAAAGCAGUGGCUUCUGCAACAAAGUGUGUUCUGGGAGCCUCAGAUGGGUCCUGGCUCACGCGGCUACGUCGGGAUGUCCCAGCAGCGACCGCCACAAAGUUACGAUCAACCAAACCACCCGUCGAUAUCCAUACAAGCCGCUGCCCGGCCACCACAGGUCCAGACCAGCGGGGCUCACGAAUGCCCCCACUGCAAUCGCCAAUUCCUCUAUCACUCCCGAAUGAGCCAUCACGUCAGAGUAUACCACGACCAUUCCCGGCCCUUCCUCUGCUCCGUCGAGCGCUGCAACAUGAGAUUCAGCCGAUCCAACGAUCUCGUCCGCCACUACCGUAAUCACCAUCCCGAUCUUUCUCCUGCGGAAGCUUACCGCCACGUCCAACUCGCUUGUCAGGAAGUUUGA